AUGGCCAGUAUGGAGCAAAAUGGCCUCAGUCCGUUUGCCCCAAGUGGAUAUAAGGUCUGGCGAAAUGUUCGCGAUUACGGUGCUGUAGGGGAUGGAGUCACAGACGACACAGAGGCUAUCAAUAAAGCCAUCUCUGACGGAGGCCGCUGUGGUGCUAACUGUGGCUCGAGUACAAUCUAUCCUGCCACAGUAUGGUUCCCAGCCGGUACUUAUCUUGUCAGCUCUCCGAUCAUUCAAUACUAUAAUACGGAGUUUUUAGGUGACCCAUUGAACGUACCAACAAUUCUAGCAGCUUCUAGCUUCGUCGGAUUGGGUGUCAUAACCUCGGACGUGUAUACAAGUGAUGGAGGUGAAUGGUACAUCAACCAGAACAACUUCCUGCGCAGCGUCAGGAAUUUCAAGAUUGACAUUCGCCCAACGGACCCUUCGGCUUAUAUUUGUGGUAUUCACUGGCAGGUGGCCCAAGGAACCUCCCUGGAGAACAUUGAGUUCUACAUGUUGUAUAAUUCCGAUGUUCCCACGAACACGCAGCAGGGAAUUUAUAUGGAGAACGGAUCGGGGGGCUUCUUGGCGGAUCUGACCUUUGUAGGAGGCAACUUUGGUGCCUAUUUCGGAAAUCAGCAGUUUACUUCCAGCCAGCUCGUGUUUGUGCAGUGUAAUACAGCCGUUCAGGUUCACUGGGAUUGGGCAUGGACUAUGCAGGACUAUGUCAUUGAAUCUUGCACGAAUGGGUUGACAAUUGUUGGAGGAGCUGGCGGGGCCCUGAGUACCGGACAAGGAGUCGGCUCGCUCGUCCUUGCUGAUGCUAUUAUUGCGAACACGCCAAAUGGUAUCAUUACCUCUCUCUACGCAGAAAAUUCCACAUCUCUCCUCCUGCAGAAUGUGGGAUUCUUCAAUGUCAAAACUGCUAUCACGGACUCUGAAAAGAACCAAAUCCUCUUGGCUGGUGGAGACGAGGUACUCAAGGAUUCUUGGGGCUUCGGCAUGAUCAGCGAUGCGACAGGUAAAGGAUCCUUCGUUUCUGGUCAAGAUGUUCCUGCCAUGAACCGUACAGAUGCUAUCACGGGGACUCAAUCCUACGUGAAGUCCAAUCUGUUUACCCGUCGGCGACCUCAAUAUGAGAGUCUUCAGCUAGCGGACAUUGUCAAUGUGAAAAGGUUUGGAGCGAAGGGUGAUGGAAGCACCGACGAUACGGCAGUUCUCAACUAUGCCUUUUCUUACGCUGCUAAUCUGUCUGCGAUCGUAUAUAUUCCUUUUGGGGUGUACAAGAUUCACAAUACGCUGAAUAUUCCUGUCGGCUCGCGCAUUAUCGGGCAGGCUUGGUCUCAAAUCAUGGCCACAGGCGAUAAGUUUGGAGACGUCGAUAAUCCUCGUGUGGCCGUUAAGGUGGGAGUCGCUGGUGAUGUAGGCAUUGUCGAGAUUCAGAACAUGCUUUUCACUGUUUCCGGUCCUACUGCGGGUGCCAUUCUCGUUGAGUGGAACGUGGAGCAGUCUCUGAAAGGAUCUGCUGCUAUGUGGGAUUCACACAUUCGAAUUGGCGGCGCCAUUGGUUCAAAGCUGCAGAAGGCACAGUGUCCAAAGGGUACUGGCAAGGUCAAUCCUGACUGUAUUGCAGCAUCUCUUUUACUCCAUCUCACGCCUUCUUCGACCGCGUAUAUGGAGAAUAUUUGGGUCUGGGUCGCAGAUCAUGACCUAGAUGUCAGCACCCAGGAUCAAAUCGAUAUCUUCGCAGCUCGUGGCAUUCUGAUUGAGAACCAACUGUCAUGGCUAUACGGUACCGCGUCGGAGCAUUGCACCCUUUAUCAGUACCAGCUUUCAGGUGCAAAGAACAUCUUAAUGGCAAUGAUCCAAACAGAGUCACCUUACUACCAGCCUGUUCCCUUGGCACCCAACCCUUUCACACCAGGAUUCUUCCCCAACGAUCCUUUGUUUGAAGACUGCGAGUCAAAUUCAAUUUCCUGUGCCUUAUCCUGGGCAGUGCGCAUCAUUGAUUCUUCCUCUAUCUGGAUUCUUGGAAGUGGUCUCUAUAGCUGGUACUCAGGCUACUCACAGGACUGUCUUGAGACCAACAGCUGUCAGCAACGAGGUCUCGAAGUUGAAGAAAGCAAUGACCUUUGGAUUUACAACCUCUGUACCAGGGCUAUAGUGGAAAUGGUCACCCCAUUCCAGGGAGUUCCUACGUACGCGAAGGACAACAUGAAUGGACUCCUUUCAUCGAUUCUAGUCUGGCUGGGCGGUGCAAAGCAGACUGCGGGUAAAAGACAGUUUCCCGGCUGGUCUAUAUACACUUCGUCUACCCUCGAUGAGCUUGACCUUCCUCUGGGCUGCCAAACAGCUCUCUCAGAAAAAGUCAAAUGUGACCCAUACGUCAGACAGAUGAUGCCACGCUCUUAUCAUGGGUCGCUAGGCAACGAUACGCUCACUGAGUUGGUCUGCGAUGAUAGUUGUGGAGCAAGCUUACGGCAAUGGGUCUCGUCAGUGCAGCAGACUUGUACCGGUUACAAUAUCAGCGGUGCUCCUCCAGAGUUGUUCGGAGGUCGAAUGUGGGCUGGCUACAAUGAGACAUGCAGCAAGGAUGAGGACACGGGAAAAUACUGCAACGAUGUCAUUGAUGCCUUCACCUUGGUCGAUUCCACUGAAGAUAUGCCCGAUAACGAGAUCUGCUCCUACUGCUAUACCUCACGUCUGCAAAUGAUGCAGCAAACCCCCUAUUCUAUGUACGAUGACUACUAUCAAGGGGUUCUUGAGACGAUCAACAAGCGCUGUGGCCUCUCUGGGCCAACCGACAUUCUUGAAAUAUCCUACAAUCAACAGGAAGGUGAUUCCACCUGUGUAUUCGACGAAACCUACACAACGGCAAAAGGAGACACCUGCAGCUCCAUUGCGGAGGCCAAAAGCAUUUCCUCUGCAGCACUAUACAUGGGUAACCAAAAGCAAAUUUUAGACUGCUCAACCCUUACUGAAGGCUUGAAGCUCUGUCUCCCCCUCUCCUGUGAAAGUACAUACUCGAUCGAAUCGACAGACAACUGUACAAUGAUUGAAUACGCCUUUGGGCUUUCGUCUGGAGAUCUCCGCCGUUAUAACCCCUGGAUUUCAUACGACUGUGAUAACUUGCAGGUAGCGAGUCAAAUCUACGGAACAAAUAUUUGUCUAUCGCCGCAAGGUGGUACAUACACGAACGCGACAGCUGGGACUGGCUCGACAACGCCUUCAAUAUCAAAUGGCUACGUUCCCAUAUAUUUGGCUCCGCCUGCCAAUGCCUCUUUGGCUCAAGACACGACCCCCAAUUGUGGAAGGUGGCACGAGGCCGCUGCGGGUGAAACCUGCGUCGGUAUUUGUGGACAGGAAGGUAUCACACAUGAUUUAUUUGUGACGGUCAAUCCGUCACUGGAUUCCACGCAUUGCUCGGAUAGUUUGCAGACUGGAAAGACAUAUUGUGCUGGUCCACUGUAUACUUGGAAUGACACCGAGCCUGUGACUGAGACUACCACUGGUUUGGCGGCUUCAGCAACUCUGUCUGUAUAG
Messenger RNA from Penicillium olsonii, 3525 nucleotides. NCBI's taxonomy places the organism in Eukaryota, Fungi, Ascomycota, Eurotiomycetes, Eurotiales, Aspergillaceae. The record is from the annotation of a GenBank genome assembly.